AUGGGAUCAUCGCGGUCACAGGCUGUGGUGUGUGCAGCCCUGUACAUGCUGCUCAGUUUCCUUUACUCCACACUUGGAACUGAGUUUUCCCCCGUUCCCGUAUCCCGCAACAACACCCUGGUGUUUGACAGCGUCGCUCACGGCAACAGCCUACGGAACUGCAGCUGCGCGAGCGCAGUUCGUGACUGCGACGAGGCGCUGGCCAACCUGCUGUGCAGCUGCCGCACUGUGCCUCGCUCCUCGCUGCCCCCUGGAGGUCUGCGGGUGAACAGCGGCGCCGGAGACCUCACCGUUUGGGUCCGGGACCCCUGGGUGCUCAGAGAGCUCCUGAACGGCAGCGAGGUACCCGAGCUCCACCUGUCCCUGUGCGCCGCGACGCCCCUGGACGGCCCGGACCGGUACCUGGCUCUCUUCGGCCUGAGAAAGCUACGGGUUCACACCUCUGCCAGAGGAGCCCAGCACCCUGAGCAAGCCCUGAACAUCAGCUUUGGACCGGGAAAUAUGGAGGAGGAGGGAGAGGGGGUCUUCUCGGGAGGAGGUCCGACGCUACACGUCUCCUUUCUGGACGUUUCAGUGCUGAACGGGGCAUCUACACUAAAGGCGUAUAGUGUGAGUGGACCGCCGGUUCCGUCCUUAACGAGACACUUCCCCAACCUGGCCCUGCCUCCAACACACACACAUACACACAACAACGACGACAACAACGACAAUGACAACGGUGAUAACAACCCCACAGAUCUACAGAAACCGUCCCUUCUGACUUUCAUUUACUAG
Molecule: messenger RNA, 774 nt
Organism: Chanos chanos (milkfish)
Lineage: Eukaryota; Metazoa; Chordata; Actinopteri; Gonorynchiformes; Chanidae
Exons: 1
Coding region: 1-774 (257 amino acids)
Source: RefSeq, a predicted model, not a curated record